UGGUCUAACCACGCCUGCUAGCAUGCUGUGGCCAUCACUUCCGAGUCUCUGGAAUAGACAGAAUAGACAGUAGAAUAGCACGUGGCAUACUUGUGUUUGCUUACACAGCACAGUACUGCAGUGCUACUAGCCAUCCUGCUCUUUUCAUCUUGUAUCUGUAGGAGUAGACCCGACUGUUGCCUAGUCACGUGACAACAUGGCGUAUUAUGGUCACCGUCCGCCGGCAGAUGCCCAGUUUCUCCGAGCUAUAUUUCAAAGGGUAGACAAAGACCGCAACGGACACAUAUCUGGAGACGAACUUCAGGAGGCUCUCUCGAACGGUACUUGGUCCCCUUUCAAUCCUGAAACUGUCAGACUAAUGAUUGGUAUGUUUGAUCGGGACAAGUCCGGCACUAUUACACUUGAUGAGUUUGGAGCCUUGUGGCGCUACGUCACAGACUGGCAGGAGACAUUCAAGAGUUUUGAUCAAGACAACUCAGGCAAUAUAGACAAAAUUGAACUGAAAACAGCGCUGAGCAGCUUUGGGUACAGAUUUUCAGACCCUUUCUAUAGCACUCUCGUUCGGAGAUUUGAUCGGAGUGGUCGAGGAUCUAUUACGUUUGAUGACUUCAUUCAGUGUUGUGUAACUGUGCAGAUGCUAACAGAUGCUUUCCGCAAUUAUGAUACUCGCCAGACAGGCUGGAUUACCAUCACAUAUGAGCAGUUCUUGACUCUUAUCUUUCACCAGAAGACAAUUUGAUAGUUUUCCUUUCAAAUUUGGUGGCUGAGCUUGAGACUAAGUAGUUGUUAUAUUUCUUGUAGUAUAUGUGGUAAGACUAGACAUACAUUAUUGUGCUGAUCGCAUGUCUACUGAUGUGCCUGUUGUGAUAUAUUAUCCCAGGCACAGUCUGUGGACAGAUUGUUUCUUCCUUUAUGCCUGACUUUGCAGUAAGCCUCUAAAGAGAAUGAUGUGUCAUCUGGUAGCAUAUGUUGUCUACUACU
Messenger RNA from Corticium candelabrum, 981 nucleotides. Its product is annotated as programmed cell death protein 6-like. The transcript is spliced from 7 exons. Bases 197 to 739 code for a protein of 180 amino acids. The record is from RefSeq and is a predicted model, not a curated record. Gene Ontology annotation, molecular function: calcium ion binding. Lineage: Eukaryota; Metazoa; Porifera; Homoscleromorpha; Homosclerophorida; Plakinidae.